CUUUGCCGGAAGGAGGGAUCCAGGCUCCCCAGGGAGGAGGGGACCGGGUUGGGGGGGAGUGAGUGAUUCAUUGCAGCUGGCUGCAGUUUGGCCUCCUCCUCCUCUCUUUGCCCUGGGUGCCAGGGAGUGACAGCUUGUGGGCAGCGGGCCAAGCUGUGAAAAGAGAGUGUGUGAGGCCUUCAGCUUUCUCAUGCUUUAUCAAGCUGCAGAGAAUAGCUCGAUAUUCAGCCAGCACUGGUGUGGGUCAGGAGAAUGGAAACGCGAACUUAACUCCUGCCAUGCUGGCUGGCUGCUGACCGCGCGGAGCGAGGGUCCCUUUGUGCCGCGGGAUGCGGGGCAAGAGGAAGGAAACGCGCUUUGGUGCAGCGGUGAAGGUUAAGGCACCCUCUUCAAUAAGAGAAAUGAAGGUAUCCCAACGUUCCCAAGAGUCCAGAUGAGUGUUUACCAUGCCUCUGGGAACGUUCUUCCUUCCUGUUCUCUGUUUCAUGGGAGCAGCAAUUCCACGGGGACUGCCGUAUGUCACGUUCACGCGCAACGCUACGAAAUUCCUCCACCUGUCUAUGGACUUGGAGUCCGGGGCCAUUUACUUGGGAGCCACCAACUUUCUCUUUCAGCUGACAUCUGACCUGCUGAUGAAGAACAUGGUUCAGACUGGACCAGUUCUGGACAGUAAAGACUGCCUCCCCCCGGUCUCAAAGCUGGAGUGCCCUCAGGCACACCACACCGACAAUCACAACAAGCUGCUGCUAGUGAACACAGUGCAGAAGGAGCUCAUUGUGUGUGGCAGUGUGCACCAGGGGAUCUGUGAGAAGAGGAGCCUCACGUCCAUUGACCAUGUCCUCUUCCGACCAGAGAGCCCUGGUGACACUCAGUAUGUUGCUGCCAAUGAUCCCAACAUCACCACUGUAGGACUCAUAGCUUACUCAAAGGAUGAGGUCCCCUUGCUGUUUGUGGGACGAGGGUACACAAGCCGAGGAGUUGGAGGGGGGAUUCCUCCCAUCACUACCCGGAAUCUCAGGGCCCAUGGUGGGGAUGUUCAAGCAAUAGACUCUCACUCCAUUUUCUCCUAUGAAGAAACAGCAAAACUGGCUGUGGGCCGGCUCUCAGAGUACAACCACCACUUCAUUAAAUCCUUCACUUACCGCUCCAGUGUCUAUUUCCUAUUCUACCGGCGAGACCUCAAAUCUCAGUCCCGUGAGUACAAGACCUACAUCUCCCGAAUCUGCCUGGAUGACUCUCACUAUUACUCGUAUGUGGAGUUACCUCUGCUCUGCCAGAGCAAAACCAAUACCUACAGCCUCCUGCAAGCAGCCUAUGUCACCCGGCCAGGAAAAGGCUUGGCCCAUGGGCAGCUGGACACCGAGGGAGAAGUGCUGUUUGCAGCCUUCUCAUCCUGGCAGGCUUCUUCUGGUAAGCUGAGUGAGGAGUCUGCACUCUGUGUCUAUGCUAUGGAGGAAGUGGAUCGCCUGACCAACUGGACUAGGGAUGUUUGCUACAUGAGAGAUGGGAAGUCAGAAGAAGGGACAGAGGUGGCAUAUAUUGAAUAUGAUGUCAGCUCCAACUGUGUCCAGCUGCCCGCAGAUACCCUGUAUGCAUACCCCUGUGGCUCUGACCACACUCCCAGCCCUAUGGCCAGUCGGGUACCCUUGGAGGCAGCCCCACUCCUGGAGAAAACAGAUGCCCGUCUGACAGCAGUGGCAGUGAAUGUGGAAGAUGGGCACACCAUUGCUUUCCUGGGAGACAGCAAAGGGAGGCUGCACAAGGUGUACUUAGGAGCAAUGGGAGAUGCACACAUAUAUGCUUCUUUAACUAUCCAGUUAAAUAGCAUGGUGAGUGGAGACCUGCUGUUUGACCAGUUGCAGGAGCACCUCUUUGUCAUGACCCAGUCAAUGGUGGUAAAGGUUCCCAUACUGGAAUGUUCCCUGUACUCGGACUGUGAAUCCUGUCUGGCUCUGAAAGAUCCAUACUGUGGCUGGUGUGUCCUUCAGGGACGGUGCACCCGUCGCUCUGAGUGCUUGCGGUCCAGGUUGAGUGAGCAGUGGCUCUGGAGCUUUAACUCUACACAACAGUGUCUGUCUGUCCAGUCACUAACUCCAGCCAAUAUCAGCAGAGAGGAAAAGAGAAAUAUAUUCCUGGCUAUCUCGGACUUACCUUCCCUGCGUGAGGAAGAAUUUUACUCAUGUUACUUUGAAGAUUAUGAAAGCCCAGCAGUGCUGACAGAGUCAGGAAUCAUGUGUCCUUCUCCAGAUCCCAGCCAAGCACCAGCUUUGCCAACAGGAGCAGAUCAUGUCACCAUAAAGCUCGUAGUGCGUUUCCAUGACAUCUUCAUUGCUUCUGUGGACUUCUCUUUCUAUGACUGUGCUGCAGUGGCCCUGCUGUGGAAGUCGGCACCGUGCAAGAAGUGUGUGAGCAGCCUCUGGGGAUGUAACUGGUGCAUCCAGCAGCACCUCUGUACCCACAAAGCAGCCUGUGAGGAAGGAAUCAUUAUCUACAAUGAAAGGGCCCAGAUCCCAGCCUCAGGUGUGUUUCCUUCUUCAGCAGCUCCCCUCACCAAGUCUUCUACCACAGCCCCAACCACGGCCACAAAACCCAUCACUCCCCCCAUUGUGCGAGUGGUACCAAGCACUGUGCCCUCCUCAGAGCCCAACCGCAUCACGUUCUCUGCAGCCUUGGACAUGACAUCUGAGCCUACAGAAACCCUCAGCUAUACGUACUUGACUCCCUCAACUGAAGCAGCCUCUCUCCAGGCCAUCACAGAAUCCCCCCUGCCACCACCAGCAGACAAACCUGCUGUCACUGAGCCAGAGACAACUUCUCCUUCUGCAUCUGUCCUCACCAGCCCAUCCAAAAACAUGGAUCAUGCAGCCUUGCCCACUGAAGGGCCAGCCACCGCCCAGGGGCCACAGCACACCAACCCACCCACCACGCUAGUGGGUAGCCCUCCGCACACCUUUUCAGCAGCAGUAACACCUUCUCCUCAUGUCACCAGCUUGAAGUGGCCUCCGAGUUCUUUUCCUACCACAGAGGCACUGACAUCUGCCAUCCCAUCUCCCCAAACUCCCAGCCAGGUGCCGGGGGGUCCUGCUGCCUCUGAGGAUUCUCCUGGAUUGCUGGGAACUGAACUACCUGCUUCAGAGCUCCCACCAUCAGCUCCCCCAGAAUGGCUGCUGGAGGAAGGCACGGAGCUGCAGGACACGGAGGACUGGAUGGAUUUGCUGCAGGCUGAGAAUGACACAUCUUCCUUCUCUGCUUCUACCCUUCUGUCGGGUGAUGGGGAUUCUUCAGAGAGGGAUGUUCCUGACUUCCCCAGGAUCCUUCACCCAGACCUCAACUAUCAGUAUGAUGCUCCUGAGUUUUGGGAAGAGGAUGAAGAGCUUAGCUGGGGUCCAGAUGCAUGUCCCUGUGUGCAGCAAAUCCAGGGAUCUUCGCUGUUUCCAGUCAACGUGGCAAGGAAGAUAACCCUGCUGGGAAAGAACUUCCACCUCUAUCAGGACCAGCAGUGGGACUAUGAGUGUGUCCUGAAUUUGGAGGGGAGGACAGUGGUGAUGGAUGCUUAUGUGGAAGGAGAAGAAACAAACAAAUCCCUCUGUUAUAUCACCUGCCAGAUGAACCAGUACAGUUACACAGCGCCUCAACUCGAAUUCAAUGCUGUGGUGUUUGUGCAGAGGCAACGACACCUUCGAGUGGACAGUGCUGCAGAUCUCCACGUGACUUUUUACAACUGCUCUGUGGGACACACUGACUGUAGCCGCUGCCAAACUGCUGACUCCAAGUACAACUGUGUGUGGUGUGGAGGUGACAACCCCAGCUGUAUCUUCAGGGGCUCCUGCAAGGAAGAUAUAGAAGACCUGUGUCCAGCACCUCUCAUUCACUCUGUGUACCCCCUGUCUGGACCAGUGGAAGGUGGCACUAGAAUCACCAUCACUGGCUCAAACCUCGGGCAGAAACAUCAAGACAUUGCAGAAACUGUCACUGUUGCAGGAAUUCCCUGUGCCGUAGAUGCUCAAGAGUAUGAGAUCUCUAGCAGUAUCGUGUGCGUCACUGGCAGGAGCUGGACAGAGAGAUCUGGGCACGUUGUGGUGGAAGUGCCUGGAGGAGGACGUGGAGUUUCUGGGCACAUUUUCACCUAUCAGAACCCAGAGCUGAAAUCCAUUGUGCCAACUCAGGGCCCCAAAGCAGGAGGAACCUGCCUUACCCUUCUGGGCUCAAAGCUGCUGACUGGGCAUCCUAGUGAAAUCAGUGUCCUGCUUGGAGACCUCCCGUGUCACAUCCUCUCUGAGAUGACAGAGGACCAGCUGGCAUGCCAGACCAGUCCCAGCAAUGUGUCUGCAGAGCUCCCAGUCACCAUCAAAUACGGGGACCAAGAGCGAAGACUGGAAGGAUCCCUCUUCAGAUACACUCUGGAUCCCAACGUCACUUUUGCAGAGCCACCUAAAAGCUUCCUCAGUGGAGGGAGAGUGCUCAGAGUUCAUGGCUACAACUUGGAUGUUGUACAGAAACCCAAGAUCCGAGUUACGGUUUCCCCAUCCGAACGGCGACGCCGAGCUCUGGGACGAUGGCGCAGAAUCAUCCCUGACACCCAGUGCCCUGAGGGCGCUCUGUGCAGCGUCCAGCAGUUUGAAGAACCAUGUCUGGUGAACUCCUCCUACCUGAUCCUGUGCAAAACUCCAGCUAUUAACCUGCUGUUGCGGAGUGUCCAUAUCAAACUGGAAUUUAUUCUGGAUAAUCUCAGCUUUGAUUUCAACUCGCUGCAUCCCAUGCCCUUCUCGUAUGAAGUUAACCCCAUCCUAAAACCCUUGAAUGCUGAAGACCCUGCCAAACCGUAUCGGCAUAAGCCAGGAAGUGUCAUCUCUGUGGAGGGGGAAAAUCUAGAUCUGGCUAUUUCCAAGGAUGAAGUGAUGGCUAUGAUUGGAGAAGGAAUCUGUGUGGUGAAGACACUGACAAGGAACCAUCUGUACUGUGAGCCUCCCUCUGAGCAGCCGGCCCCACGGCACCGCACGAAGCGGGAGGGCACAGACUUGCUCCCAGAGUUCACGGUACAGAUGGGAAACCUGAACUUCCUCCUGGGUCGGGUGCAGUACGACACAGAAAGCCAGCUCACUUUCCCACUUGAGGCACAGAUUGGGUUGGGUGUUGGUGCAUCCUUUGUGGCACUGAUUGUUCUGGUCAUCGUCUUCAUAUACAGGAGGAAGAGCAAACAGGCUCUGAGGGAUUACAAGAAAGUUCAAAUCCAGCUGGAAAAUCUGGAAACAAGUGUUCGGGACAGAUGCAAAAAGGAAUUCACAGACCUGAUGACUGAGAUGAUGGACCUCACAAGCGACCUUGUAGGCACAGGAAUCCCCUUCUUGGACUACAAGUCCUAUGCAGAGCGUAUUUUCUUCCCUGGGCACCGUGAGUCACCACUGCAGAGAGACCUGGACAUCCCCGAGUGCCGGCGGCAAACAGUGGAGCAGGGCUUGGUCCAGCUGUCCAACCUGCUCAACAGCAAGCUCUUCCUCACCAAGUUCAUCCACACUCUGGAAAUCCAGCGCACUUUCUCUCCAAGAGACCGGGCCUAUGUAGCAUCAUUGCUCACUGUGUCACUGCAUGGGAAGCUGGAGUACUUCACCGACAUCCUCAAAACACUCCUGAAUGACCUUGUGGAGCAGUAUGUGGCCAAGAACCCCAAGCUGAUGCUGCGGAGGACAGAAACAGUGGUAGAGAAGCUGUUAACCAACUGGAUGUCCAUCUGCCUGUAUGCAUUUGUGAGGGAUUCUGUUGGGGAGCCCCUUUACAUGCUGUUUCGAGGAAUCAAGCACCAGGUGGACAAAGGCCCAGUCGACUGGGUGACAGGGAAAGCCAAAUAUACCCUGAAUGACAACCGCCUUUUGAGAGAGGACCUGGAGUACCGCACUCUGACCUUAAAUGCUUUGACACAAGCAGGAGUUGCUGCAGGAGGGGCAGAGGACUCCCAAGGGAUAUCUGCAAAAGUGCUAGACUGUGACACCAUCACGCAGGUGAAGGAGAAAAUCCUGGAUCAGAUCUAUAAAGGGACACCCUACUGUCACCGACCAGACCCUGAUACCCUGGACCUUGAGUGGAGAUCAGGUCUGGCAGGUCACCUCAUACUGUCUGAUGAGGAUGUGACAUCUGUUGUUCAAGGAACGUGGAAACGCCUGAACACUCUUCAGCAUUACAAGGUACCUGAUGGAGCAACAGUAGCACUGGUCCCACGCCUGACCAAGCACAUCCAUAGGGAGAAUCAGGAUUACAUCCCAGGAGAGAAAACACCAAUGCUGGAGGAUGCAGAUGAAGGUGGGAUCAAACUUUGGCACCUGGUAAAACCAACAGAAGAGCCAGAGCUUCCCAAGCAUCGGCGUGGGAGCUUGAGAGAUCGGGAGCGAGCCAAGGCAAUCCCGGAGAUCUACCUGACACGUCUGCUCUCAAUGAAGGGCACUCUGCAGAAGUUUGUGGAUGACUUGUUCCAGGUGAUCCUCAGUACCAACCGCCCUGUCCCCCUGGCAGUCAAGUACUUCUUUGACCUGUUGGAUGAGCAGGCCUUACACUAUGGGAUCGCAGACCCCGAGACCAUCCAUAUCUGGAAGACAAACAGCCUGCCCCUACGGUUCUGGAUAAACAUCAUCAAGAACCCCCAGUUUGUUUUUGAUGUGCAGACGUCAGAUAAUGUUGAUGCUGUGCUUCUGGUCAUUGCACAGACCUUUAUGGACUCCUGUACAAUAGCUGACCAUAAGUUAGGGCGGGAUUCUCCAAUCAAUAAGCUGCUGUAUGCCCGGGACAUCCCUCGCUACAAGCAGAUGGUGGAAAGGUAUUACGCGGACAUUCGUCAGACCAUCUCUGCCAGUGACCAGGAGAUGAACUCUGCCCUGGCUGAGCUGUCACGGAAUUACUCAGGUGGCCUCAAUUCCCUGGUGGCUCUACAUGAACUGUACAAAUACAUCAAUAAGUACUAUGACCAGAUCAUUACGGCCUUGGAAGAAGACCCAACAGCACAGAAGAUGCAGCUUGGAUAUAGACUACAACAGAUUGCAGCAGCUGUGGAGAAUAAAGUCACAGACUUGUGACAGGCACAGACAGACUGCUCUGCCCUGCCUGAGCGGGGACAGUGCUCGUCCUAGCUACACACAUGGUGUCCUGCUGCCAUUGGAACCAGGCUCUCCAAGGAACCCGUGGUGACAUGAACAGGGAUGGCCAAGGCAGUACAAAGUACAAGCGUCCUUCCAUCUCAGAGAGUAUUUUUUUACAGUUUUUUCUUCUUCAAAACAAAACCAGACUUUGGUUUUCCCCUGGCACUGUCAGGGGGGACCACACAGCUCCUUUCUACAGAUGUUACAUGAAUGUGCCAAGUGUCCAAACAACUUUGUUGAAGAGCCAGGAGACAACACCCAGCACCGUCUAUGAAGUCCUUGAUCUUGCAGGGAUCAGUGCUGGGAGACUCCCUUGCUGCAGCCCCUCACUUCAGCAAGGAUGCAGAGAGCAGGCUGACAGCAGUGCUAACCUCUGUCCCUGGCUCCUGAGCAUUCCUGCAGUAUCCCACCUGAGAAAUCCUUGCAGCAAUGUCCCCACUGGUUCUGGAUGUUGGAUGUAGAAAGAAGAGUGUCCGAUGGCACAGUUCUCUUACUCCCCAGUGUUCUGGUCUCUGAUGUGUUCACCAGCACACACGCUUGCCCAGGGGCCUUCUGUAAAUGGACAGCAUCCCCUCACCCUUUCCCUCAGGACAAAUUCCGUGGGAGAGUCUGCCUGGCUCGCCUCAAUCCCCACUGACCCAGCUCGGGAUCCAUCUUCCUGGUUCCUUGUGGUCAGAGGUUGCCCUGCUCUUCGGAAAAGCACAACAAAUGCCUUGUGCCACUCCCCCUCCCUCCGGUGUCCGGCUGUUCUGCUGCUCUGAACUGGACUUGUAAAUACCCUCAGAAAGUUAAUGUAUUUAAAUGCUAAAGGAGAAUGUUUAAUUUUGUGGCUUUGAGACAAAGCUUUUCUCGGAGAAGUAUCUCUGUGCACUUCUACUGACCAACGUCUGUCAGCACUGGAGCAGUUUUCUCCACUGCUUUGUCUGCAGGGAUAACUCGUAGAUGUCUCCGUUGUCGUAACAGCAGCUCGCUUUUCCCAGCAGCUCAGUUCAAGGCUUUUUCUCUUGGGCUUUGCCUCACACCUUACUCACAGUUUCACUUCCCAGACUCUCCUGUUGCUGCAUGUAGAAGGGUUAUUUGGUGAGCUGUGAACUCGAGGAAAUUCUGAAGCACAAGAGUGGUCCCAAGGAUCAUUGGGCAUCCUGCAAAUGGGAAUGGUUCAGGAGAGGAAGGAGAGGCUGGAGCAGGCACAAGCACAGUGAGUAGGCAGCUGUCACUGGGCAGCUCCUCGCGGCUCCCUCCUUGGAUCCUGCACUUUGGGAACAGAGUGCUCUGCCCCUCUGGGAGCAGACUCCUAUUUAUAAGGGUGUCUUGUGCACUCUCACCCCUUCUGCUAAUUCCAUGCUGAUGUCCUGCAUGCUUGGGGCAGGUCUGAGCCCUCUGUCACCUCCCUGAGGUGGUGACUGCCAGCCAGGAGGGAUUAGAGCUAAAACCAAGGCAGGAUCACAUCCCUACCUCUUUCAUUGCAUAUAGCAGCAAUUCCAGGCCUAUCAGAUCAGCCCUGUUGCUUUGUGUGAGUGCUGCUGUUACAAAGAUGUUCUCUGAGCGAUGUGACAAGCUAACACUGGCCACUCUUCGUACAAAGCUCUCUCCUGUGACCCUCUUCCAGCAGUAUUCCCGGGUACUGUAUGUGCCCAGAGUUUGGCCAGCAUCCCUGUGCCACCUCGUGC
This is a messenger RNA of Pezoporus flaviventris, 8794 nucleotides long. It is a transcript of the gene PLXNB1, whose product is annotated as plexin B1. The transcript has 38 exons. Gene Ontology annotation, biological process: positive regulation of axonogenesis; regulation of GTPase activity; semaphorin-plexin signaling pathway involved in axon guidance. The record is from RefSeq and is a predicted model, not a curated record. NCBI's taxonomy places the organism in Eukaryota, Metazoa, Chordata, Aves, Psittaciformes, Psittacidae. Gene Ontology annotation, molecular function: semaphorin receptor activity; protein binding. Bases 447 to 7061 code for a protein of 2204 amino acids. Gene Ontology annotation, cellular component: semaphorin receptor complex.